Molecule: messenger RNA, 4255 nt
Organism: Rhodofomes roseus
Lineage: Eukaryota; Fungi; Basidiomycota; Agaricomycetes; Polyporales; Fomitopsidaceae
Product: SNF2 family N-terminal domain-containing protein
Exons: 9
Coding region: 118-4119 (1333 amino acids)
Molecular function (GO): ATP-dependent chromatin remodeler activity; ATP binding
Source: RefSeq, a predicted model, not a curated record
CAAGCUCAACUGCCCUCGGUAUUUGACCUGAACGACCCCGGCCUCGCCGUCGCGCGAGUUCUUCCUUCCUAUAAUUCUUGACGACCUCCUCGGCCACUCACAGCCCGGAGAGCACCAAUGUCGUCGCCAAGCUCUACCAGUACAGCCUCGCACGGAGCAUCUCACUCUGCUCUGCCGGCAAUGCAACACUACUCUCGGUCGAAUCCUAUUGACUUGACACUCGAUGACGACGACCGCGAUCCAUAUCAGCCCGAGGACAGGCUUCUCAAAAGACCAUGCCCCAGCUCGCGCAGCUUUAACGCCUCAUGCGAAUCGAUGUCGGAGGAGCGAGCGCGCUCUCAACCACAGUCCUCCGGUCUUACACCCGUGAUGUCCGCUUCCGCGAUCCUUCCCCCCAUAGGACAGCCAAACAUGCCCCCGCAUUCAUCUCCAUGGCAGCACCAACCUCAUCUUCGAGGGCCGCAAGCUCUAAUACCAUCUUCCAUUCGCCCGCCACCGUUCAAUGGCCCAUCUACUUCCUCUGCGUUUUUCCCGGACCGAGCCAAGCCUGAGGCCACACAGCGACUCUCAAUACCUGCGCCGUCCCCGUCUCGCCAUGGACUUAUGCGAUCAAGUAGCUCGUCCCGGCAAGUCAUUGAUCUGACGAGUUCUCCAUCCCCUCCCCCGGUCGCGCUUCAUCCGCCCCAACCACAGCAGGGAAAUUUGCCGCCGGACUUACCUCCCAAGACACCCGUAUGUAUCGGGCAAUUGACGGUCACAGCGCUCGUCUUGUACCCGAUACCAUAUCUCCUUGCUCAAGAGCAUGCUGACGCCGAGUGGGCGCCGGUACGCUUGACUUACGAGCAUACGCCACACAAGGCAGCAGGCUCGGAGACGAUUCAUAUCAAGACGCCUUCUAGCAAGUCUCCAGCGGGCGAGGUCUUGCAGGGCGAGAGUUUCGCAUUUGUCGAGCAGAAGGCCGCCGCCUUCUUGGGCCCCAUGCUGGGGAAGGGCCUCAUCCGAUUAGAUGCUAAGGUGCGGCGUGGUAUGCCUAAUCUUCCUAUAUUGCCUCUACAGUUGCUAGUCUACACGCCCAAGGGCAAUAUUCCAGUCGUCGCGGGCUACCUACAACAGUCUGGGCUUCUGCUUGAUCACCCCACGCUCCCUGGAGACAUCCACCGCGUAAUGAGCCAAUAUUACUACAACCCUCAUAAUCCUCCGCCGGGCGGUCACAAUCGAAAUAACUACCAGAACGGCCGCGUGGGCUACUCCGGGCCAGGGGGCAACAACAUGGGCCGAUGGGCCGCUCCUGGAGUAUCCGGCAAGAGUGUUGAAAUUCAGCGCAGCCAGGUCGACGAGUUAUUCAAGAGCUUGCGAGAUGGAGACGAAUUGCAGGAGACUGAACCUACACCUGAGAUAGCGACCACACUCUACCCUCACCAGAAGAAGGCGCUGACGUUUCUUUUGGAACGAGAAAGGGAGCGUCCCGGCUCGGGCCCGUCUGGCAAGCAUUCGUCUCUCUGGCAGGAGCGAGUGAAUCCUAUCACGGGUCAACGCUCGUGGAUGCACCUCAUCACGCAGCGAGAGACUCAUCGAGACCCUCAGGAAGCUAAGAGCUGUAUACUCGCCGACGAUAUGGGUUUGGGCAAGACCAUCACAUGCGUAUCUCUCAUCGCCGCGACAUUACCCUCUGCACGUCAAUACGCUGCUACGCCCAUUGUGCGGCCGAGCGCGCUACCCGAGCUCUCGGAGCCUACAUUGACUGCCGAUCAUUUCGCCGGAAGUGUGUGGGGCAUGCCGACGCAGCACGGACAAGGCAGUUCUUCCAAGGGCAAGGCGAAGUCCAGCCGGGAGCAGGAUCGCGAGGAUGCCGGGUACGCGAGGGCAUGUCGCAUCAAGGUCCGGACCCGCGCGACACUCAUCAUCUGCCCGCUAUCGACGGUAUCCAACUGGGAAGACCAGUUCCGAGAGCAUUGGCGGGGUGAAGUUCAGGUCGUGGGAGGCGGCGGCGGCGUCGGGGGUAGUGCUACUAGUGGGACUUCUACGCCCUGCCCCAAUGCCCUUCCCAAUGGCUCAGGAUUGUACACCUUUGCGACCAGCUCUGCGUCGACCUUGGUGAAGGCAGAGCCACAUACGACUCUUGGGCGCAUCCGCGAGGGAGCGCCCCUCCGCGUCUAUGUCUACCACGGCAAUGCACGACGCCCCGAUCCUACGUUCCUGGCGGACUUCGACGCGGUUAUCACCACGUACUCGACUCUAGCUUCGGAGUUUUCGAAGCAGACGAAGAGCAUGGCCUCCGCGGAGGACGACGAUGACGAGGACGACAAUAGCUCGGACGGCGAGCGUCUCGAGGUCGACGAAAGGGGAAAUCAGUUUAUCAAGCUCUCGAAGCCGAAGAAGGCUGGGAAGAAGAGAAAGAAGUGUGGCAAUGGCGUGGAGGUGACGAGUCCUUUGCAGAGCGUCGACUGGUUCAGAGUCGUUCUCGACGAAGCCCACUCGAUCAAGGAGACGAGUACUGUCGCCUGCCGGGCCUCGUGCGAUCUCGUUGCAGAUCGCCGACUAUGCCUGACGGGUACCCCCGUUCAGAAUAAGCUGGAUGACGUAUACGCUCUCAUCAAGUUCCUCCGCUUAGAGCCGCUCGACGACAAGGGCAUCUGGACGGAGUUCAUUGGCACGCCUGUCAAAUACGGACAACCCCUUGGCGUUGCGCGUCUGCAAACGAUUAUGAAGUGCAUUACUCUUCGUCGCACGAAGGAGUCGACAGCGGAAGACGGUCGCAAGAUCCUCUCGCUUCCACCGAGGAAGGACGAGUUACGCUAUCUGAAGUUCGACGCAGAGGAGCAGGCGAUAUACGACCAGUUCUUCACCGAGUCGAAGGCCGAGUUCAACGAGCUAUCAGACAAGAAUGAAGUCAUGAAGAACUAUGUCGGCAUCCUCCAGAAGAUCCUCCGCCUGCGUCAGAUCUGUGAUCACUUCGAGCUCGUACGGGACAAGGGACUUGGCCUCAUCGGCGAUGGACAGGAUCAGUCGGUCUCCUACGACGACAUUGUAGCGACGGUCGCUCGAGAGGGCCUCAAUCCGCAGCGCGCCACGACGAUCUUCGCCCUCCUCAGGGAAGCAGGCGUCACGCAGUGCGUCGAGUGUGGUUGCGAGCUUGCCGGCUCGCAGGACAACCUUGACGGCGGUCUGGGCGAGAUGGACGGCGCCACAGGUUCUGGCAAGCGCGGCAGGAAACCCAAAGCCGGAUCAUCCCGAACGUCGACACGUCAGAAUAGUCCGUCUGCGCCGCAUCCCAUCCUCACUCGCUGUCAACACCUCUUCUGCAUUCUCUGCUUCCGUAAUUCCGUCGCUCCUGGUUGGCCCAAUGUCUCGCAUGACAUCGGGCGGUGUUGUUCUGUGUGUCAGACUGGGCUCAACUUCUACGACGUUGUCGAAGUCAAUCCUGAAACGGCUACGCCGGACUCACUGGCAAAGAAGAAAGCAAUCAAGAAGGAGAAGAGGCAGAAAGGUAUCCUGCUAGAGAACUUCCAUCCGUCCACGAAGGUGAAGGCUCUCCUGUCCGAUCUAAUGGAGUCCUCGAGAGGGAAUCCGUACUCGGCGAACUACGAUCCAUCAUCGAUUGAACUACAAAUGGUCGACGGUGAUGGCAAUGCCAUCGGGGAUGGUGUGGUAAAGACGGUGGUCUUCUCGCAAUGGACGACCAUGCUCGAUAAGGUCGAAGACGCGUUGGAAAUUGCGGGCAUCCGCUACAGUCGGUUGGAUGGCACCAUGAAGCGUGAUGAACGAACACGAGCUAUGGAAUCAUUGAAGCAUGAUCCUUCCUGCGAGGUUCUACUUGUCAGCUUGAAGGCUGGCGGAGUAGGUCUCAAUCUUACCGCCGCUCAGCGCGUCUAUUUGAUGGAUCCGUAUUGGAAUCCUGCUGUGGAGAACCAAGCCGUCGAUCGUAUUCAUCGACUCGGUCAAACACGGCCUGUCCUCACGGUCAAAUUCAUCAUCGAGAAUUCCAUUGAGGAUCGGCUGCUGGAAGUGCAAAGGAAGAAGACCGAGCUCGCGAAUAUGACCUUGGGGGGUUCGAGCUUCAGCAAGGCGGAGAUGCUUCAUCGCCGCCUCGAAGAAUUGAGCGAGUUGUUUGGGGGCUAGGUAACAUAUUGAUAUGAUAUUUUGCUAGACGAUCCCAACUGUACGACCGUCCUGUACCUUAGUUCUCCUGGAUGUAAUAGCUGUCGCGCUUUGAAAUGAGUAGUAAUCCUUCCAUUGCUGUUGAAGUACACUGAAC